UGCGAAUCUCUCCGUGGAAGAGCUGCCGUGGGCAAGGCCAGGCGGCCGGAAGGAUGCAGGCAUGGAGGAGGCGUCGGAUGGGACGCGCUGCUGAGAGGAGCCGUUCCAAGGGCACCCCGCAGGUGACACAGGAGCCAGGGAAACCGUGAGGCGAUGACCUUCAUUCCCUUAAGGGCCUGCGCCCAUGCCGCUGCCAGCGCCGCCCCUUCCCGAACAUGGUCAUGGAUCGGAUUUUCUCUGGUAUCCAGCCAACUGGGACCCCUCAUCUGGGUAACUACCUUGGAGCCAUUCAGAACUGGGUGAAUCUGCAGGAAGAGUGCAGCUCAGUGCUCUAUAGCAUUAUGGACAUGCACUCUUUCACCAUGCCCAAGGAACCAGCUGUCCUGCGCCAGAACAUCCUGGACACCACUGCUGCCAUCCUUGCCUGUGGAAUUGACCCCAAGAAGUGUCUCCUAUUCCGGCAGUCGCUGGUUCCUGAGCAUGCAGAACUUGCCUGGAUUCUUGGGUGCUUAACUAAUGUGCCACGUCUGCUACGUUUGCCCCAGUGGAAGAUGAAGCGUGCCAGCCAGAAUAGCGAAGGAACUGUUGGUUUGUUGACUUACCCUGUGCUUCAAGCAGCAGAUAUUUUGCUGUACAAGUCAACACGUGUUCCUGUUGGAGAAGAUCAAGUCCUGCACCUGGAACUAGCCCAAGAUAUAGCACAACAUUUCAACAAGAAAUAUGGAGAAUUCUUUCCUGUGCCCAAAGCCAUUUUAAGUACAACAAAGAAAAUAAAAUCCCUCAGAGAUCCAUCGGCGAAGAUGUCCAAGUCAGACCCACAGAAGUUAGCCACUGUCACCAUAGCGGACAGCCCAGAUGAAAUAGUGCUGAAGUUUCGCAAAGCUGUGACUGACUUCACCUCAGAGGUGACCUACGAGCCCGCUGCCCGCCCCGGUGUCUCCAAUCUGGUGUCCAUCCACGCUGCAGUGGCGGGGCUGAGCAUCAAAGAGGUGCUGCACCAAGCCACGGGUCUCGACACUGCUCACUACAAAAUGGUGGUAGCAGAGGCCGUUAUCCAAAAAUUUGCACCCAUCAGGAAUGAAAUCAAGAAACUCCAGGAAGACAAGUCUCAUCUGAUAAAGGUUUUAGAGGAUGGAGCAGAGAAAGCCAAAGAACUGGCUGCUCCUAUCUAUCAAGAAAUAAGGAGACUGGUGGGAUUUCAAUAGAAGCUGCUGAGUAGUUGCAAGGACUUUUGUAUCAUGGGACAGAGAUUUUGUUAUUUGUAGCAAAAUCAUUUAUUAAUUAUUAAUCAUUUUGGUUUGAAACAAAAACUUUUUUUCCUGGAAGAUCCAAGGAGAACAUUGAGGGUGAUUGCAUUAAAAAAUGUGCAUGAAGCCAGGUAUUUCCUGUGGGACCAGCAUUAAGCUUGUCUGGCUAGUCAAAGAGGGAGGACAGAAGCAAUCACAAUUCACAAAGAAAUUGUGCAAAAGCAGAUUAUAAAGUUGCCUGUAUGGGGUUUUGGAUUUUUCCAUUGACCACUGCAAGAAGCUAAAGUGUAGGGAUCUGAAGAAGAGAACUGCCAUGCAAGAACUUGAUGAUGACAGAUCUUCUAGAAUUAGUCAAGACUAGAGAAGCAGAGUGGAUGGAGACAGACUGAUUGGAACCAAACUCAGUGUAGACAAGCCUAAGGUAAUGUCCUCUGGAAAGAAUAAGUAUAUUCAAAAGUUGUCCCUGGUUUUAAAUAAGCUGUAGUGGAUAAGGAAAGAACAUGUUAUAACUGUACAUUUUUACAUAGUUUUACAAAGCUUUUGUCAGUGUUUAACAGCUGCAGUAGAGCACUAAGAUGAAAAAAUAAGGCACACAAUUACUGCUGCUUCCUGACUUGGCAUAAAAUGUUUGCUGUGGCGCUCUUUAAAUAGAUUGAUUUCUGCAAAGGUCCCACAGUGUGUACCUUGGGAAAAGCUAACACUGUCCUCAUGAAGACUCUGAAAAUCUUUAAUACUAGUGUAUCUAGUUUCUACCUGUACCUCUUUUUCACUAGCAAAGAUAGAAGCAUAUAUUCAACAGACAACUUAGAGUUUCAAGGUCUCUUUACACUUCUGAUACUCAAAUCACCUAAUAUAUAGAGUUGCAAUUCAACACACCUUCUCUGCAGUGAAAGGAAAAUAGGAGCAUUCGUGGGAGGGGUUGAAACCAACGGGUGAUUUUGGUUUGUUACUUAAACUGUUUUGAGCAAUCUUCCCAAAACUGUUAGAUUCUUUUUCAGAAAAUCAUGUAAGUAAAGCAGGGGAAAAAAACUUCAAAAGAGCCUUUUCUUUAAAGGUGGGGGUUUAAGGCAUUACAUAUUUAGCUGUGUUUCAAGCAGAUUCACUAAUUUGCCUCUUUUUAAUUCAAUAAUGCAUUGGAGGUUUUUCCUUCCCUUUCCCCUAUCAGUCAAACAAGUCUUAUUUGCCUGACCUAUUUCCUUCAAGUAAGGAAAUAUACAUGUUUUUUCAUCUUCAGAAAAGUUAAACUUGUGUAAAAUGAGUAUAUUAACACACUGAUUGCUGACUAAGCUUUUCAUUUUAGUUGCUCCUGUGGAGGAAUUCUCAAAAUAUGUGGAGGAAUUCUCAAAUGUGUUUGCCCAGUUUAAUUAUCCUGAUUCCAUUAACAACCAUGAUCUUUAGAAUCCCUUGAGAGGAGACAACAAAUGUAGAUGUUUACAGGUAUCUGUUGCCUAUUUCAGUUUUUUUAGAGCAUGUUUUUUCUGCAAAGUUAACCGUCUUGGUACUCAUGUGGUUUAGCUGAGCUUGAAGCAAUGAGUUGAUUCCAAGCUACUCUCUCCUCUUCUACCUCCCUGUUUCCCUUUGGGAAUGUCAUAUAAACACCCAUUCUGUAUAGAGUUCUGUGGCAAUGUUUACUAAGGAGUGCAGUUGAGUUGGAAUAGCUGUUUUGAUAACAAUUGUUGGAGAAGAUUUAUGCCUUAUGUUUCAUAGUUAUUUGUUUCACAAAACAAAUUUGUUUCACAUAGUUGUUUGUUUCAUGCAAACUCUAGUGCUGGGGAUUUAAUGUUUGUUUGCAACAAAAUAGGUGCACUCCUGAAACACAUUUUCAUGUUUGUUUUUAUCCAAAUCACAUCCUCUAAGACUUCUCUGUGAUGUCAGUUGAAGUGCAGUUGGUGGGGAGUUUCUGCAGAAGCACACUCCUCAUCCCAGCUGCAGAGUGGUAGAGACAUGCCCUGUGUUAUUAUGGAAGUCACUGUAAGAUGUUCUUCCAGGACAGAGUGGGAAAAAGGUCCAAAUGUAUCUUUCCUAAUUGAAAUAAAAAGAGUCAAAAGGUGGAGAGGUAUCCUUACCCCAUGCUGUGUUGCUCACUGAAGAAAAGGAAGCAGAAACGAUGAUCCUUUAUUUAGAAGACAUCUGUAAUUUGUGCCUUAGACUCAAAAUCUCCUCUUUUGCCAUUCCUGUAUGUUACUGCUCCUGGCCCACUGCAGAUCCCAACCAUUACAUAUGUAUGGGACAUAGCAUCUCCUGGUAAAACUCACUCACCUUUAGAGAUAAAACAUCAACAACACAGUGAAUUACUUUCAAAAAUCUAACAAAAACAUUUAUACACUUGAGACAUUCAUUUUUCCAGCUGGUU
This is a messenger RNA of Camarhynchus parvulus, 3600 nucleotides long. RefSeq names its product tryptophanyl tRNA synthetase 2, mitochondrial (gene WARS2). Gene Ontology annotation, molecular function: tryptophan-tRNA ligase activity; ATP binding. The transcript is spliced from 7 exons. The record is from RefSeq and is a predicted model, not a curated record. Gene Ontology annotation, biological process: mitochondrial tryptophanyl-tRNA aminoacylation. Gene Ontology annotation, cellular component: mitochondrial matrix; mitochondrion. Lineage: Eukaryota; Metazoa; Chordata; Aves; Passeriformes; Thraupidae. Bases 216 to 1205 code for a protein of 329 amino acids.